Messenger RNA from Temnothorax curvispinosus, 3016 nucleotides. RefSeq names its product glutamyl aminopeptidase-like. The record is from RefSeq and is a predicted model, not a curated record. Gene Ontology annotation, molecular function: peptide binding; zinc ion binding; metalloaminopeptidase activity. NCBI's taxonomy places the organism in Eukaryota, Metazoa, Arthropoda, Insecta, Hymenoptera, Formicidae. Gene Ontology annotation, biological process: proteolysis; peptide catabolic process. The transcript is spliced from 12 exons. Gene Ontology annotation, cellular component: cytoplasm. Bases 176 to 3016 code for a protein of 946 amino acids.
AUUCGGUGUUCUUUCGAGAUGGUCGGAAGGGUCGAACGGCAGUUACGCUGAACUAUUUCCUUCAUAUUAACGGCUUUCGUGGUGAUAGCGCAUAAUUAAUUGCUGCAAAGAACUGUAGCUUAAUCAGCAUACAAGUGUAAUACACAAGUUACAGAAACCUAAGACGAGUAUUGACAUGGAAUUACCAAAAUUGUUAUUACAUAUCGGUUUAAUAUUGGCCACAGUCACGGACUUGUGUGUCGCUGAUGAUCCAAGACAUAUACAUCGUUUACCCACCAACUCAAGACCAAUUGAUUAUCACAUCAAGCUGACUAUUCCGGAUCUCGAAAAAAGCAAUACUUAUCACGGUGAAACCAAAAUCACUAUGCGCAUUGAGCGCAAAUCGUUUAACAUAAGCUUGCACUCGCAAGGAUUAGAAAUAAAUGAAACGGCCACAACAUUGAGGAACGGCACAAUAACAUAUAAACCGACGAUCAAACAUAUUUAUGACCAUAAAACGAAUAUAUUAUCGCUACAUUUCGAAAAGCAAUUGUAUUACGGUUCUUAUACCCUGAACAUGAAGUUUGCUGGUAAUUUCUCUCAGACUGGUUUUGGCAAUGGUGGUUUUAUAAAAAUUCCGUACACAGAUGAGGAUGAAUACAAAACAUAUAACAGGACGUUGGCCGCAACAUACCUCUUGCCGAAUAAAGCCAGACGAAUGUUUCCAUGUUGGGACGAGCCAGCGAUAAAAGCUUAUUUCAUGAUCUCCGUGAUGCAUCAUCAGAAAUACACGGUAUUAUCAAAUUGGCCGAUCGAAGAGCAGUACAACGUAGAAAAUAACAUGAAAUGGACACAUUUUGACCGCACUCACCCAGUGUCCGCUUAUCUCGUGGGAAUUGUGAUUGUAUCAGAUUUUGUUCCCGUUAAUAACGCGGACCAGUCCGUUAAUGUGUGGUGCAGAUCGUCUUUGAAAUCGUCAGCAAUAAUCGUGCAAGCCAUUGCCGAAAAAGUCACGAAGUUCUUGGAAAAGUAUACCGAUAGAACCAAAGGGGUACCGAAAAUAGAUCACGUCAUAGUACCAGAUUAUCCCACCGCCUCCAUGGGAGAUUGGGGAAUCAUCAUUUACCAAGAAUCAAAAGUUGCCUACGAUGGUGGUAGCAAGGAUCCUACAUUUCAGGGAAGGAAUGUAGCUUUUUAUGUAGCAUAUGAAAUCGCACAUCAGUGGUUCGGCAAUAUCAUCACCCCAUCAUGGUGGACUGACAUGUGGUUAAAUGAGGGAUUUGCUGUGUAUUUCCAGGCGUAUUUCCUCGAUAAGAUGAAAAUUGCAUUUGAUCCUUUUCGGUCAAUGGACUUAUUCGUUACUGGGGCCAUGCACCAUGCUCUCCAUCUAGAUGAUGGCUUAUUGGGUUCUGUUACAUUGAACCUUUAUGAUAACGAUACCUUGGAUAACCAACUCUUUGUUGAUCAAGUUCUUGAAAAAGCUCCAGCUAUAUUGCGCAUGUUACAUCAUGCAGUGGGCGACGAGGUAUUUCGAAAUGGUAUCACCAAGUAUUUCGCUACAAACGAAUUUAUGGCGGUCAUUCCCGAUGAUUUCUGGAGCGCCAUACAAAGUGCUAAAGACGAAGCUUCUUACGUCCCUUCUAUGCGAGAUCAAAAAUUCAGAAUAAAAGAUGUGAUGGAUACGUGGAUAGUCCAAAAUCGUUAUCCUGUGCUGAAUGUAACGAUGAAUUACCACACUGGUGAACUAACAAUAACACAAAAAUGUUUCCACGCAACUGAAGAUAUCAAUAAUAAAUGGUGGAUACCCAUAUCCUACACUGACGAGAACUUUCCGGAUUUUUCCAAUACUUCGCCUAUUAGUUGGUUAAAGCCAGAUGACGAAAUUCUUAGAGUGCAAAUUGAUCCAUUAGUUGCGAUUGGGCACGGCUGGAUUAUCGUCAAUCUACAACAAACUGUGUACUGUCGUGUCUAUUACGAUACCAGAAUUUACGAAAGAAUCAUAGUUUACUUGGCCUCUCAAGAACACACGAAAAUACACGUUCUCAAUCGUGCUCAAAUUAUCGAUGAUGCAUAUGCCUUUUUGCUCAAAGAUCAACUAGAUAGCUAUAUAUUCAUAGAUCUUAUAACUUACUACAAAUUGGAGAGAGAUUAUGUAGCAUGGCGUCCAAUGUUCCAAAUAUUAAGAUGGAAUCAGAAGUACUUUUCACUGCCAGAGAGUAAAGGUUUCAAGUUAUACAUGGUAGAAAUCUUUGAUGGGGUUCUUCAACAUGUGGGAUACGAAGAAAAUGUUUAUGAUUACGAUUUCACUAAGUUACUAAGACUAGAUGCCACGAAAUGGGCAUGUACCGUCGGUCACGCGGAAUGCAAGAGAACUGCCGCCGUUAAAUUAAGCGAACAUUUGGCGGAUCCUGAUACUCACAAGAUUUCAUACUGGUGGCAAGAUUGGACGUACUGCUUUGGUUUGGCGGUAGCUAAUAAGACUACUUGGGAUAAAAUGAUGGAACUAUAUCAACGAACAUCUAAUAACAAACUUUUGAAAAACUUGAAUUGUGCUGAAGAUCCUGAUAUCAUUAUCAACUAUUUGAAUAUUACAGCAUCGAAUACUACAUUAUUUAAGGACCAUGUAUUUAUCUUCAAUUUAAUUCUUGAAAACCAUGCACGCAACGAUUUGGUCCUUGACUACAUAUUAGCAAAUUUUAAUCAUGUAAAACCCAGAUCACUUGCUGCAACACAAACGAUAUUUAAUAUAUCUCAGAAUGUUUAUUCUAACGAACAAUUGUCCAAGGUGAACACAUUUGCGGGAAAAUAUUUCCAUCGAGAUCGAGACGCUUUGGCACGAAUUAGAUUUCUGAUAGAAAAGCGUAGAAAUAUACUUAAAGCGUCCGUUGAUAUUUUUACAAAGCGAUUUGGAAAAAGUCAAACUUUAAUUGAUCAAUUACACAAAUUAGAUUAUGAUGAAGAAGACGUCAAUAGUGGAUUGAUCAAUCAAGACGUUGCGUCUGUUACAAUCACGAUGGAUCAAGACCUAUCUGCAUAA